AACGCGUUGGAUUUGCCGCGAGUCUUGUGUGUCAAAGGCGGUGUUGGGCUGUCUAUGAUAAACAAACAUACACAAAGAUUACAGCUACACAAUCUAUGCCUCGCACUCCAAAAUGGGCGUCUUCUUCUCUUCUCUUUGGACACGAUUGUUUGAGAAAAAAGAGACGAGGCUGCUUAUGUUUGGUCUGGAUGCAGCGGGGAAAACUACAGUCCUCUACAAACUCAAACUGGGUGAAGUUGUCACAACCAUUCCAACCAUUGGAUUUAACGUGGAGACGGUUGAGUAUAAAAACAUCUCAUUCACUGUGUGGGAUUUCUCUGGUCAGACUACAAUGAAAAGCCUCUGGAGGCACUAUUAUAGCAACACCCAGGGUCUGAUCUUUGUGGUGGACAGCAGUGAUCGUGACAGGAUUGAAACAGCAGCAGAGGAGCUGAAUUUACUGCUGGCGGAGGAUGAAUUGAGAGACGCUGUUUUACUAGUUCUGGCUAACAAGCAGGAUUUACCCAAAGCCAUGCCGGCCCAAGAGCUGACAGACAGACUGGGUUUACAUGCUCUGACUGGAAGACAGUGGUUUGUUCAGUCCACAUGUGCAGUUCAGGGAUCUGGUUUGUAUGAAGGAUUCGACUGGCUCACAGAUCAACUCUCCAAACAGCAGUAAUGCUGGAAAUAUAUUUAGAUUUAUGAUUAAAGAAAAACACUACUGCAGUGGAUUGAUUUUAAUUUAAAUAAAAAUAAACACAACUAUAUACAUGUGUGUGUUUGUGUGUGUGUGUGUGUGUGUGUUUAUGUAUAUAUUUUUUAUAGUUAAAUUUUGAAAAAUAAUGUUAAUUUAAAUAUUUUAAUUUAAAUAAUGUGCAGAUAUCUAUGUCUUUAAGUGUCUUUCACAUGUCUACAAUAAAGUAUAUAUUUAUUUACAAA
This is a messenger RNA of Danio rerio (zebrafish), 918 nucleotides long. The record is from RefSeq and is a predicted model, not a curated record. Lineage: Eukaryota; Metazoa; Chordata; Actinopteri; Cypriniformes; Danionidae.